AUGUCAACUGAAUAUCAUGCAUUAAUUAGAAUCAGGAAAUGGGAUUUGGUCCCAAGACAGCCACAUAUGAAUGUUAUCCGAAGCAUGUGGUUGUCCAAACACAAAUUUAAGUCCGAUGGCAGUCUCGAGCGGUAUAAAGCUCGUCUUGUGUGUAACGGAAGAUUACAACAGGUUGGCGUGGAUUGUGGUGAGACUUUUAGCCCGGUUGUGAAACCGGCAACGAUCAGGACAGUGUUAUCUAUUGCCAUCUCGAAGGGUUGGGACGUCCAUCAACUAGACGUCACUAACUCCUUCUUACACGACAACCUUAAUGAGACGGUUUACAUGUAUCAACCGAUGGGCUUUCGCGACAAAGACUAUCCCGACUAUGUUUGUUCAUUGAAAAAGUCGCUCUACGGAUUGAAACAGGCACCACGGGCUUGGUACCAAAGGUUUACUGACUAUGUCCUCACAUUGGGUUUUCAUCACAGCAAAUGCGAUGCAUCUCUCUUCACUCUUCAUCAGUGGCAUAAUACGGCUUUUCUACUCUUAUACGUCGAUGACAUUCUUCUUGUCACAUCGUCAGCGGCUCUCCGACAUCAACUUGUGGCCAAACUUGCUAGUGAAUUCGCUAUGAAGGACCUUGGUCCCCUCAGUUACUUCCUUGGUAUUUCGGUCAUUCGCACGAAAUCGAGUUUGUUCCUAUCACAACAAUCAUAUGCCACAGACAUCAUUACUCGUGCGGGCAUGCAAUCUUGCAACCCAGUUGCCACUCCGGUUGAUACGAAUGCUAAGCUUAGUGCUUCCGGUGACAUGUUCCAUGACCCCACUUUAUACCAAAGUUUAGCUGGGGCACUGCAAUAUCUGACCUUCACUCGUCCAGACAUUACAGAUGCUGUUCAGCAAGUGUGCAUGCACAUGCACUCCCCCAUGCAAUCUCAUUGGAAUGCCUUGAAGCGAAUUAUCCGAUACAUUAAAGGCACGUCUUCGUUCAGAAUCACAUUGAGUCCUUUUUCUUCUCCAUCUCUCACUGCGUAUACAGAUGCUGACUGGGCAGGUUGCCCCGAUAUGAGACGAUCUACUAGCGGCUACUGCAUAUACUACGCUGAUAAUCUGAUCUCCUGGUCUUCCAAGCGCCAAACUACCGUCUCUAGAUCCAGUGCAGAAGCCGAAUAUAGAGCUGUUGCCAAUGUUGUUACUGAAAUCUGCUGGAUUCGUAACCUGCUCCUCGAGUUACAUCAGCCGUUAUCCUGUAAUUAUUGA
Messenger RNA from Helianthus annuus (common sunflower), 1242 nucleotides. RefSeq lists its product as uncharacterized. The transcript has a single exon. The record is from RefSeq and is a predicted model, not a curated record. Bases 1 to 1242 code for a protein of 413 amino acids. NCBI's taxonomy places the organism in Eukaryota, Viridiplantae, Streptophyta, Magnoliopsida, Asterales, Asteraceae.